AUGGGCUGGGACACGAAGCUCCAAGCGCUCUUCACAAACGAAGAGGUCUGGGACGUCGAUGACAGCGACGACAGCAUCAUUCGCGAGCUCUCCAAGGCGGUCGACCAAGGCGUCGACGUCAUUGGCGUCACGGACGAGGCGCUCAAUACCUUUACACACCUCGCUGCGCUCUGGGAUCGCCCGCGGGUGCUGGAAUUUCUCAUUCGCCAAGGCGCCGAGCUCAACGCGACCAACAAGGUCGGGCACACGCCCGCGGAUUUGGCCAUGCAUUGGGGCAACGCCGACUUGGCGAUCCAGCUCAAGCACUACGGCGGCAAGCACAGCUGCGAGCAAGAGCGGGACCUCGCGAUCACGCAGCGCGACAUUGCCGCGAGCCAAGUCGCCGACGCCAAAAGCAAAAUGGAAAAGGCGCUCACCGAAGCGCUCGCCUUGUCGAAGGAGCGCGAGUGCCUUCGCAUCGAGCGCGAUCGGCUGGUCGUUGAGAUGGACGAGCUCUCGCACGACGCGACCCAAGUGCGCGCCGACUGCGUCACGUACCGCGCGCUGUUUGAAACGCAGGAGGCGCAAAUGAGCGCGCUCACGCUCGAGCUCGAGAAGGUCCGGUCGCAAAUGAGCGCCGAGGCCAAAGCCAAAACGAACGCGCUCGAAGGCUGGACCAAGGCCGAGGCGCAUGCGAAGGAGAUGCAGCGCAUGCGCGAGAUCGCCAUGCAGUGCGAAGAAGAGGCCGUCAAGAUGCGCGACGAAGCGAUGGCCGAGCGCGACGCGGCCCGCGAACUCAUGAAGCAAGCGCAGACGGACCAUGUCGUCGCCGUGACCGUGCAAAAGCAGGCCGCGCUCGAGCGCGCGUUGGCCAUCAAGGAGAAGAACGAGGCGCUCGCGACGAUCCAGUUGCAGCUUGCCGAGUGGUCCGCCAAAGUCAAAGCCGCCGAAGACGACCGCGCCAUGAUCCAAGUCGAAAUCAACCGGCAAAAGGCGAGCUUGGAGGCGCGCUGCAAGGCGCUCGAGAAGGAGAUCGCGCGUGUCAACCUCCUCAACACGAUUCUCGAAGGCCAGCUGCGGGAUGCAACCACGAAGCUCUCGACCGCCGAGACCACGGCCGAGUCGUCGAUCGUGGCGAUGGAAAAGUCCACGCGCAAGGCCAAGCGCCUCGAGAACGAGAUCAAGGAGCUCAUGGAGGCGCGCGUUGAAGAGAAGCGGCUGUGGCGCUUCAAGGAGGCGCAGGCGCUCCACGAAGAGUCCCAAGCCAACAUGCAGUUGCUGCUGAAAGCUGCCUUGCGGCUCUGGAAGAAGCUCAGCGACUUGGAGUGGAUCUUUGAUUUCGUGACGCACCCGAACGAGAGUCUCCUCGUCGAGCCCGAGACGACGCCCAAGCCGCUGCUGCGUCGCCCGAGCACAACCAAAGAAACACUGCAUCGCAUGUCGGCGCCGACGCUGUCACCGCUACCGGCGCUCGCACCGAUUGAAACCAAAGUUUCGGCCAAGUUUACAGAAAAACUCCACUCGAUUCAAGCCAAGGUGGUCGAGUGGACCAAAUGGUGCGUGAGCAGCUUGGACGACAGCGUGCGCUGGGACAAGGCGCUCUUGGCGCAGUCGACGCAAAACAUCGACUGCCUCCUCACGGUCGCCGACGGCCUCUUUGACUUUCUAGCGGUUGCGAUGAAGGACAAGUGCGGCGAAUUUCGAAAGCACUUGGAGAUCCAAGCCAAGGCCGUCGAGCGGAAGGACAUGCUUCUCAAGCGCUUUACCCAGCACCGCGAGGAGCACGUCAAGAAGACGCGCGCACUGCAUUUUCGCGAGUGCUCGCACGGUCCCUGCUAA
Saprolegnia parasitica CBS 223.65 is the source of this 1818-nucleotide messenger RNA. RefSeq lists its product as hypothetical. Lineage: Eukaryota; Oomycota; Saprolegniomycetes; Saprolegniales; Saprolegniaceae. Gene Ontology annotation, molecular function: protein binding. The transcript is spliced from 6 exons. The record is from RefSeq and is a predicted model, not a curated record. Bases 1 to 1818 code for a protein of 605 amino acids.